AGAGGGCAGGACCAAAGCUGCGCUGGCACGUAGAAGAGGAGCUAGAGGGUCCCCUCUGCCAUCAGAGGAGUGAGCAGACCCCCAGGCCAGGGUGGUCGAAGAAUCAUCUUUCCCAACCAAGACCAGUGGCGCGAGAAAGCAAGCUGGGAGGUGACAGAGUGGGGAAAGAGCAGGAAGCCUCUGUUACACUGGCCUAGAAGAGCAACUUGACCAUGGAUGCUGUGAACCUGCCUGAUGAACUGCAGCCAGGCUUUCUGGGGGUGGGCGAAGUUGCCCAGCCCCGCAUGGAGGAGCAGGAUGGUUGCAAGGCCCAGACCGAUAGGUCCUUGGUCACCUUCCUGAGCGGCCCAAGCUACUACACCAAAGUCACCUUCUGGCAGCUGCCGUGUUUGUGUGGGCCCAGCAGCUCCAUCGAGCAUGAGGAGCUCCGCCGGGUGUUGGCGGCUGUGCCAAAAGAGAUCCGUGCUGAGGACUGCAUUGAGGGAGUGACUAAGUACUUUGCUGUGCUGAUGAACAUGCUGAAGACCACGGAGUGCUCAGAGUCACUGGGUGGUGCGCGAGGGCCCGGCGCUGCGGCUCCAAAGCCACUCAGCCUGGUGCUGGAGCGGGUCCCGGCGCCCAUGCUGAGGAGACGGUUCUUGGACACCUCGAAAACCUUCAGGAGCAUUCUGGCCUCUCUGACUUGCAGCAGCUCCAGCUCUGCCCUGUGCUCGGUCCUCUCCUGCCUGGCCACGCUGCUGCGGAAACUGGUUCCCUGGAACAAACUUGUCAUGCGGCAGGCCUACCAACACCUACUCAGCUUCACACUCCAUGCUGAGCCCCAGGUGCAGAAGGCAGCGCAGUGUGGCAUCUCGUCCAUCCUGUUUGAGGUCGUGUCCCCCGCAUACCGCCGGGCCGUGCGUGUCACUGUCAAGUUCUGUGCACAGGAGAUCAGGAGGGCUGGAGGCACCAGGGAGGCCACUGCCAUUCUGGAUGUGUUGACACUGCUGCAUGACCUGCUGCCCCGCCUGCCCGGGGCCACCAUGAGUAUCUACUGCGAGACCCUGCUCCACGUUAUGACCCUUGGCCAAAUGCUGGUAAUGGAGUCUGCCAUGCAGAUCUUCCACUUCCUCUUCAGUGCGCAGUCCAGUCACACCUGCCUCCCUGUUGAGCUCAAUGUCCAGAUCAUCGAGGCGCUGUAUGACUAUUUGCCCAGCGAGAGCAAUCUGCAGCCUACGGUGACCUGGCUGGAUGUCAUGGAGAGGGCCCACAUCCACCUGGGCAGGCUGCAGAUGGAGCUGUGCUGGAGGCACUUGCCCCGGCUCUUCGCAGCCACUAUGACCCUCUUCUUGUUGCCGCACCCCCAGGUGCCAUCAGUUGCCGCAAAGACCCUCAAGAUGCUGCUGAACAAGUGCGUGGUCCCCCACAUGGCCAACCUGGGGCUCAUCUCCACCUCUGCCUCCGGCCCCGCUGCCUCUCUCUGCGAGAUGUUCAGGGCGGUGGAGGACGGUCUGACGUACCAGUACCGUAAGGUGCGGGCACCUGUGCUGCAGGUGCUGCAGGUCUUCUUCAAGGUGUGCGGGAAACAGGGUCACCCCAUCAUGAGGAAGUGCCUGAAGACCCUGUGCAAAUUGCGUCUGUCCCUGGAUUUCUCUGAUGUGACCGAGCUGGACAAGGCGGUGGGGGCUGCCGUGAGCGCCAUGGGUCCCGAGGUGCUGUUGGAGGCCGUGCCCCUGGGUAUCAAGAGCAGGGAGGAGAUACUGGACUUCUCCCGCAGCUGGCUGUUGCCUGUGCUCCAGGACCACAUCCGCAGUGCCCGGCUUGGCUUCUUCAUUCACUACUUUCUGCCACUGGCGGCUGCCCUGAAGGGCAGAGCCAUGAAGCUAGCUCAAGACAGGAUGAUGCUGAAGUCCAAGAUCUACAACAAGCUAGAGGGGCAGGUGUGGUCCCUGCUGCCCAUGUUUUGCAGGUGUCCCACGGAUGUGGUGAACUCCUUCGGCAGGCUAGCACACACCCUGGGCAUGACUCUCAGUGAGCGCCCUGACCUGCACCUCACUGUGUGCCAGGCCCUGUGCACCCUCAUCACCAAAGGCUGCCAGACAGCUGCCGAGCGGGCAGAGGUCAGCCACUUCGCCAAGUACUUCCUGCCCAUCUUGUUCAUCAUGUACAGACAGCCCAACAACAACAGGGCACAUCAGCACACUGUGCUGGACACCAUCCGCACUUACCUCACCAUCACUGACCAGCAGAUGGUGUGCAGGUUCCUUCAGGAUGCCGGAAAGAUGCUGCUCUGGAGAGAUCCCCACAUCGUAGAGUUCACCAGGCUGUCCAACCUGGACCUGGUCAUGGCCAUGAUCCCCUACGCUGACGAGCCAACCCUGAGCACCCUGUACCACACCAUCCAGCGCUUCCUGCAGGUGUUGGGCGUCUGCGAGACCGCUGCCAUGCUGCUGGUGAAGAUGGGCCAGGCCUUCCUGUGCUUUGGCCCCACCCCACAAGAGGCCAUGCAGAGGUUCCUGUACCUUGUUUCCCCGGGGCUCAGGGGCUCUGUCAGCAUGAUCAACUGCACCGUGCUGGUGCUCACCCGCCUCCUCUUCAACUUCAAAGAGCACCUGGGCCCGGAUGAGAUGGAGCACCUGCUGCGCAGCGUCUGCCUGCUGCUGGGUUUCCGCACCCGCCGCGUGGUCAAGGCUGUGCUCGGCUUCCUCCGGGCCACACUGCUGCUCUUGGAUGACAGGUUGUUGGCCCCACAUAUCCCUGCCGUGCUGGAGGCUUUGCAGGACCUGCCGGGUAUCACGAAGCGUCACUUCCGUGCGAAGCUGAAGUUCAUUCGCAACCAUUGUAGGAGGCUCCAGUAUCCAUCUGCCGCCAGGACACAAGGAGGACUACACGUCCAAGAAAGGCAGAGACGACGUGAAGGCCAGUCAGCUGGACCCCUACGUCUACUUCGCCCUCAACAGCGCCACACUCAACAGGAGGGAGAAGGCGAAGAUGCAGGGACACUUCAAGGGGCUGAUGAAGGGAGCCCAGCACGGCAUCCAGGCUGGGCGCAGACACCGCCUCACUCGUGAAGUGAGGCCUGCUGGCCCCCUGCCCCCCACCAGAUGUGCAGCCAUGCGCGUGGUGGCCCCGGCCUCGAUCUCUGCGCAGUGCUGCCGGGGGUGGCGUGUGCAUGGGUGUUUGUGCGAGCGGGUGUGUGUGUGCAGAGCCCACAGAGCGGGGAGCAAUAAAUACGAUUCCCCCCGGACUGAUCGAUUGUUCCUCGUCCUUCUGGGGCUGGGG
This is a messenger RNA of Alligator sinensis (Chinese alligator), 3261 nucleotides long. RefSeq names its product RRP12-like protein. The record is from RefSeq and is a predicted model, not a curated record. Lineage: Eukaryota; Metazoa; Chordata; Crocodylia; Alligatoridae. The transcript has 27 exons. Bases 213 to 3050 code for a protein of 945 amino acids.